AUGGUGCAAAUAUUGAUGAAAAAGAUAAAGAUAGAGAAACCGCUCUUCAUAAAGCAGCAAAAAAAUAGUAGAGAAGCAGCAGAAUUUCUUGUUUCACAUGGUGCAAAUAUCAAUGCAAAAGAUAAUAAUGGGCAAACCGCUCUUCAUAAAGCAGCAAAAAUAAAUAGUAAAGAAAUAAUCGAUCUUCUUGUUUCACAUGGUGCAAAUAUUGAUGAAAAAGAUAAAGAUAGAGAAACCGCUCUUCAUAAAGCAGCAAUAAAAAAUAGUAAAGAAGCAGCAGAAUUCCUUAUUUUACAUGGUGCAAAUAUUGAUGAAAAAGAAAAACAUGGAGAAACCGCUCUUCAUAAUACAGCAUAUUAUAAUAGUAAAGAAGUAGCAGAACUUCUUGUUUCACAUGGUGCAAAUGUUGAUGAAAAAAAUUUUAAAGGAGGAACCGCUCUCCAUAUUACUGCAUGGACUUAUAGUAAAGAAGUAGCAGAAAUCCUUAUUUUACAUGGUGCAAAUAUUGAUGAAAAAGAUGAUGAAGGAGAAACCGCUCUUUAUAAAGCAGCAGGAAAAAAUAGUAAAGAAAUGGUCGAUUUUUUUGUUUCACAUGGUGCAAAUAUUGACGAAAAAGAUAAUAAUGGAAGAACUGCUCUUGAUAUUGCAAAUGCUCAUUAUUUAGAAGAAAUGGCCAAGAUUCUUCGUUCAUAUGGUGCUCAAAUGUAA
Trichomonas vaginalis G3 is the source of this 708-nucleotide messenger RNA. Its product is annotated as cyclin-dependent kinase inhibitor 2C-related family. Gene Ontology annotation, molecular function: protein binding. The transcript has a single exon. The record is from RefSeq and is a predicted model, not a curated record. The coding region runs from base 1 to 708 and encodes 235 amino acids. Lineage: Eukaryota; Parabasalia; Trichomonadida; Trichomonadidae. Gene Ontology annotation, cellular component: nucleus; cytoplasm.